This is a messenger RNA of Alternaria viburni, 1740 nucleotides long. RefSeq lists its product as uncharacterized. The record is from RefSeq and is a predicted model, not a curated record. Lineage: Eukaryota; Fungi; Ascomycota; Dothideomycetes; Pleosporales; Pleosporaceae. The transcript is spliced from 2 exons. Bases 1 to 1740 code for a protein of 579 amino acids.
AUGCCCCGAGGCUUCGACCAACCCACGUCAAGUUCUGCGUCCCGAGCUACCAAUGCGGGACUACGCGAGCAGAGCAAUCAACCAUCAAACAUAAGGACUAGACAGGGUCGGUUCGAAGCUCCUGCUACGAUACCGGGAGCUGGAGAGGCGAAGCAACCAUACCCGACCACAUCCAGACGCAAGUCUAGUAGUCCCUCAGCUUUGCCCCUCCCACAAGCAUCGAGCGAACCUCAACCGCCUCCUUCCGGACGCAAAUCGCCUGCCUAUUUGCAAGGCAGGAACCCAUAUGGCCGAGUCUUGGACAAGGUCCAGCAUCCGUACCGGGAGCCCGAGGCAGUGACAACAGCACCUAUACCGCCUUCCCAAGCUGGCUCCAAUAUCGGUUCACGGUCACCUGCGGUGGGGGUCACAGACUCCAAACAACAAUCUCUGGCCCAAGAGCCGGGUCGACGCGGCACCCAGACAACAUACCCGCCAUCAAGACAGCCACAGGUCCCCAAGUCAGUUCGCUCUGCCAAGGACUUCUUCGAGACGGAAGCCUUUCAACGUCCGUCAGCGUCCCGUCCCCCACCUUCAGUUCCUGGUACCAGUGCCGCGAAGGCGCUCGCACCCCAAACCUACCCUUCUAGUUCCUCUCUCGAAUCUCCUGCCCAUGCUCCCAAUCCGAAGUUGUCUUCUACUGCUGACGAGCAAGCCCUCGAUACUGGGCUGCUGUUGUCUUCUCUCACGGAAUUUUACGAUACUCGUGAAUCUGUGCAGUCUGUGAUCUCCUACAAACAAGGCGAAGCCGACGAGUGUGCUCCCAUCAUCACGACACAGAAAGCAACGCCCCCGGCCGUACCAUCUGAUCAGGGAGAGGAGCAGUACUUUUCCGACAUAGAGCGAGAAUCCAUUGGUCGGCGGAAGUCUACCAACAUCUUUGCAGGUAAAUCCGACGGUGCAAGGCUUCCAAGUCUCGGUCAACAGGCUGGACAGGACAGCUUUGCGAGCGAUAACAUCUCCAAGGCGUCGCUUCCUGACACUGGCGGGGCCAACCCAAUCGGUCACAAAGAUCCUUCUGACGAGAUUGUGAGGCGUCUCGCUACCCGCAGUUCAAUACCAGCUGCUGAGACCAGGCAAGCCAGCAAUCCGAACCCUCCGUCGCAACAGGAAGGUAGACGUGCGAAGUCUGGUCGCGAUCUUCGAAGGACUUUCGAGGAAGACAACGGGAUCUCUCCCAAACGGCUCAGGCGCAGCGGGUCACACACUGCUUCUUUGACAGAAAGUGGUACUUUAGCAAAAGAACCCGUCGAUCGUGUCGCGGAGUGGACCCAGAGUACGAAUGUUGGAACUCCUCGCAACCAGUCUGGGAAGUCCAUUGGUGUGCGUAGACGAGCUGAGGAGAUCGUGGCAAGGAAUCUCGGCCACGACGGUGCAAGCGACAUGAGUGUCUCCCGACAAAGCUGUAUCCCAGGCUCGAUACCAACUGCCAACAUCGGUGUCGAGGAGCAGUAUGGCGAGACCAAAGUGCCGGAUGAUGUCGACAACCGCCAAGGGUACGGACGUCGCGUCACACAAGAUUUUGGCUUCCCAGGCGCACGGAUCAAGUCGUAUGGCAUCAACAAGACAAGCCGACCUUUACGAGACCCUGGCAAUUGGACCAAGCGAGCAGCUACUGUCUACGAAGCGGCGGACACGCAGACGAGCUUCAUCAGAUUCAUUGACCUCUACAACCCCUUCAUCGAAAAUCUCCACAGAUGA